AUGACCGCAAAAUCUGCAUUUCUGGUUGCCACUUUUUCGACAAAUUCCUUUCAGCGGUUUUCGCAGAGCGUACAUCGCACAGCUGGUCAUUGUUUAAUAUUUAACUUUAUAAUGAAAGUAAAUCAGUAACGUUUAAUUGGGAGUCACUGCUGCGAAUCAGAAGGGCCUCUUGGACUUUAUAACUACUGUUGGAGGAAGAUUCAUAAUUUAUUCAAAAUGCGUUUUGUACGCCGCGGAACUGUCCCCAAGAUCGCUGCCGGUUGUUGUGUAGUGGUUCUAAUGGUUACAUUAUAUAUAUUGAACGAUGAGCGGGAUUUAGAUAAAAACCUUAAAAUCGAAAUUAUCGAGCGCUCCAUACGAUCGGUGGUUAAUCAGGGCGAGUGCCGCCAUCCCCACCUUCCCCUGGACAAUCCAGAUAUCAUGAAGUUCUACAAGCCGGUAAAGCGAAUUAACUGCGGCGAGGGAAUCGAUUGGGUGAUGUGCGAGAAAUCAAUUUGCUUUGUACGCCCCGAGAUUGCGUCCAGUCACGAGGAUGUUACCUGCUCCUAUACAGACAUCAUUCGCAAGUCGGACUACAAAGUACGCUUUGGGCGAACUCUGCGUUUGAAAGAGCCUUAUGUUCUGCAGGCCAGCGACUUUGUCAAAGUUGCUUGCCGGUCUUCCAAUGGCGAGAGUUGGUUUGGCAUGGCGCAUGGAAUAAGGGAUACAGUGUCACGUCCCAUGGCCGCUAAUUUCUCUCCGAACUUGGCAGUACUACCGCCGGAGGCUGUUGCUCAGGCUCAACAGCAAAUGCAGGAUUUUCCCACAGCCCCCUUUUACAAUGUCCUUAUGUUUGGCUUUGAUUCAUUGAGUCGCAACGCCUAUAUCCGAAAGCUUCCGAGGACCUACGAGUAUCUGACUCAACAGCUAGGUGCUACCGUUCUCAAAGGCUACAACAUAGUGGGCGAUGGGACACCACAGGCAUUAGUGCCUUUGCUGACAGGUUUCACCGAACUAGAGCUGCCAGAGACGAGGAAAAGAUUUUCCGGAGCUGGUAGUGUCGACUCGUAUCCCAUGAUUUGGCAGGAUUUUGCCCGCCUGGGCUAUAUGACCUCGUUUAACGAGGACCUUCCGAAUGUGGGCACCUUCACUUACCGCAUGACAGGGUUUGAAAAUCAGCCUGUGGACCAUUAUCUGCGCACCUACUAUGUACAGGCAGAGCACAUGGCCGCUGAAAGCCAACCCAAUUGCGUUGGCCACCAGCCGGACCAUGUCACUAUGCUUGAGUACACUAAAAAUUUUAUGCUAAAAUAUCGCGAUGCCCCGCGCUUUGUAUUCAGUUUUCACGGCGGCCUGUCACACGACUCCAUCAAUCUGAUCGGAGCUGCGGAUGACGAUGUGCAUGAUUGGUUGGUGGCGCUCAAGGAACGGUCCCUGCUGGACGACACAAUUCUUAUUAUGAUGGCAGAUCAUGGUAACCGAUUUGCAGAGGUGCGGGCCACACUGCAGGGAAAACAAGAAGAACGAUUGCCAUUCUUUAGUUUCGCGUUUCCCGAGUCAUUUAAAAAGCGCUUUCCGCAGGAGUACAAGAACUUUCUGGCCAAUGAGAACCAUUUGACUACACCUUUCGACAUACAUGCCACAUUGAAGCAUAUUAUUCAACUGCAAACCGCUGGUGAUCGAUUGGAGCAGAUUAACGAUAUAAAAACAGACCCUAGUCAACCUGCGAUUCAGAUUUCCGAGCUUGCGCGGGGGCGUUCCAUGUCGCUUCUGGAUCCUAUUCCGAGUAAUCGAUCCUGUGCAGAUGCCUAUAUAGAACCUCACUGGUGUGCCUGUCUUAAUUGGCUGCCUUUGCAACUAAACGACUCACGAUAUACGGGAAUAAUACUCAAGGCUGCCCAAAGCAUUGUCAAUACGAUCAAUUUGGCCACCGUCGAGCAACGCCAGCACUGUGCCCCUCUACAGCUUCUUCGUGUCAAUUGGGCGCUUCGCCUGCAACCGCAUAAGGAGCUAUUGCAAUUCAAGACGAAUAGUGACCGUGACGGAUUCCUGGCGGACAUGACGGGUCAAACGUUGGUCCGGGAUGAAAUGUACCAGCUGCAGUUGGUUACAGUUCCCGGAGAGGGGCUAUUCGAGGCGAGUGUAGCCUAUAGUCUCAACACAUUUACUGCCACAACAAAACUCACGGAUAUCUCACGUGUAAACAAGUACGGAAAUCAGGCUCGAUGCAUAUAUGAUCGCGAUCCGGAACUAAGAAAAUACUGCUAUUGCCGCGACUAAUUUGCGCACAAAAACCUAGUCCAACACAUAAAACUGCAAAGCAAUCAACUCGAAUACAUUUUUGCACUGUUUCUAGAAGUUUGCUUUCUCGUAGCAUUAAGUAUUUUUCCAAAGAAAACAGACAUUGUCUCUCUUUAGUUAAAAGAUCUGCCUCAGUUUGUAAUAUAUACAUGUUCCUUUAAGCAUCGAUAGUAUUGAAUUAUUAAGAAAUAUGUGAAAAAAUAAAGAAAAAGAGUCAAUUCCAUGAUUAAA
Messenger RNA from Drosophila eugracilis, 2511 nucleotides. RefSeq lists its product as uncharacterized. Lineage: Eukaryota; Metazoa; Arthropoda; Insecta; Diptera; Drosophilidae. The transcript is spliced from 8 exons. The record is from RefSeq and is a predicted model, not a curated record. Bases 217 to 2259 code for a protein of 680 amino acids.